Molecule: messenger RNA, 759 nt
Organism: Quercus robur (English oak)
Lineage: Eukaryota; Viridiplantae; Streptophyta; Magnoliopsida; Fagales; Fagaceae
Product: wall-associated receptor kinase 2-like
Exons: 2
Coding region: 258-692 (144 amino acids)
Molecular function (GO): calcium ion binding
Source: RefSeq, a predicted model, not a curated record
AACAGUUCUCCAUCGGCUGUCUAUCCCAGUGUCAAAACAUAAGCAACGUAGUCAACGGUUCUUGCUCUGGGAUUGGGUGUUGCCAGUUAGAUGUUCCUCAAGGAUUGAAGAAUGUUUCUUUGAUAACAUAUAGCUUUAAAAACCACACACAAGUCUGGGAUUUCAAUCCAUGCAGUUUCGCCUUUGUUAUCCGAAAAGACAAGUUUGAUUUCUCCUCAGAUUAUCUUACCAGUCUACAAAGCAAUAAAACCCUUCCCAUGGUUCUUGAUUGGGCAAUUGGAGACGAGACGUGUAAAGUUGCUCAGAACAAAAAGAAUUACAUAUGUGGAGCGAAUACCCCAUGUAAUGAUCACAAUCCCAUCAACGGCCCUGGGUACCGUUGCGAGUGCAAGGAGGGUUACCUUGGGAAUCCGUACCUCAAAGAUGGUUGCCAAGAUAUUGACGAAUGUAAAGGGGCCAACAAUUGCACGGAAAAACAAAUUUGUGUUAAUAAACCCGGAUAUUAUGAAUGUUCGUGCAUCAAAGGAUACCAUAUGGAGAGCGUGCUAUGUGUCUCCGAUCAAUCAUCACUAGCUAUACACCUUGCAGUUGGUGAGUAUCUUUGCUAUAUAUCUGUAUAUUGCACCCUCAGUUUUCUGCUCACAUAUAGAGGAUUUUGUCCUGUAAAUAGUAUAUCGUAUUGGGAAGGUUGAAAAUUAGAACGAGUACCAUACUUCAUAUUCGUAAAAACAUUUUUCUGAGAUGACUUUUUUGGAUAUG